AUGGCUCUUACAGGCAGAAUUCCACAAGAUUUUGGAAAUCUCACAUUUCUCAUUUAUCUUGACUUGAGUGGCAACAAUUUGCAUGGCAACUUGCCUCAUGAAGUGGCACACUUGGGUCGACUAAAGUUUCUUUAUUUAAGUUUCAACAGCUUCAGAGGGGAGGUUCCUUCCUGGUUUGGGAUUUUACACCAACUUCAACUUCUAAAUCUUAGAAAUAAUAGUUUCACUGGUUCCAUCCCUUCUUCAUUUUCUAAUAUUUCCACACUUGAGACUUUGAAUCCGAAAUUCAAUUCCAUAGAGGGUCAAAUCCCAAAAAUGAUUGGAAGUCUUUUCAACCUGAGAGAAUUAAGCAUGAGAGGUAACAAGCUCAUAGGCUCUAUUCCUCCAUCACUCUCGAAUGCCUCAAGGUUGGAGGCUUUAGAAAUAUCUGGCAAUUUACUUCAAGGAAACAUUCCAGAAGGGAUCGACAAUCUUUAG
This is a messenger RNA of Lycium ferocissimum, 477 nucleotides long. Its product is annotated as DNA damage-repair/toleration protein DRT100-like. The coding region runs from base 1 to 477 and encodes 158 amino acids. Lineage: Eukaryota; Viridiplantae; Streptophyta; Magnoliopsida; Solanales; Solanaceae. The record is from RefSeq and is a predicted model, not a curated record. Gene Ontology annotation, molecular function: protein binding. The transcript has a single exon.